This is a messenger RNA of Tetrahymena thermophila SB210, 5451 nucleotides long. Its product is annotated as ABC transporter family protein. The transcript has 3 exons. Lineage: Eukaryota; Ciliophora; Oligohymenophorea; Hymenostomatida; Tetrahymenidae. Gene Ontology annotation, molecular function: ATP binding; ATP hydrolysis activity; ABC-type transporter activity. Gene Ontology annotation, cellular component: membrane; intracellular membrane-bounded organelle. The record is from RefSeq and is a predicted model, not a curated record. Gene Ontology annotation, biological process: transmembrane transport; lipid transport.
AUGAAAUCUAAAUUCUCUAUACAUUUGAAAGCCCUUAUGCGCAAGAACUAUAUCUUGUGGAAAAGAAAUUGGUGCUGCUCUAUAUUCGAAGUCUUUCUUCCUGUAUUGCUUGUCGCUUUCUUUUAUUUGAUAAGAGCUAAAAUUUAAAUUUAAGAUAUUCCUUAAUACAGUUAUAUGACAUAUGAUCCUGGAUAAACAUCAGAAAAUGUUUACACUGAAUUGGUACCAGACUAUCAAUAACUUACUAAUCCCCUCACUGGUUAGACAUUUAAGCCAUACAUAAAAGAUUGUCUUACUGGAUCUAAUAGCGACUUUCCAUCUUUUAGAAAUGGCCAUGUUGCUAUGAUAGAUAGCAGCGGAUUUCUGACAGAUGUAGCAAACAUUUUGUAAAAUGAUUAUGGUUACCAAAUAAAGUAAUACCCUGAUAUAGAUACCCUAAAUGAUUAUAUAACUAGCCAAGGAUAUUAAAAUGAUGUUUGUAUGGGUAUUUAUAUGGAAUAAUAUACCAAUAACUAAUAUAAAUAUAGAUUAAUGUUUAAUUCCUCUGAUUAUGAUUAUAUUGAAAUCCCAAUUUCUUCUCUUCCCUCUAUAUUGGAUUACUAUACCGAAUAACUUACAUAAUAAUUUUUGCCAUGGAGAGAUUCAGGUUUCCUCCAAUUGCAGACUUGGAUAGAUAAUAUCAUAUUAAGAACUGCAAGUGGUGAUCCAACUUAAAAAAUAAAUCCUAUUAUUACUUCUAUGACUGUUGAAUAGCAUAGAAAGGAUGAUUUAGCAGACACUUUAAAAGGUAAUUUCUCAGUUUUUGUUGUUCUCCCUAUGAUAUUAGGCUAUUUAAGAAUGACAUAUGGGCUUCUCAUAGAAAAAGAAAAGAAAAUAAGAGAAGGAAUGAAAAUUAUGGGUAUGAGUACAGCAAGUUUUUACAUUUCUUGGGUGCUUUAUUAUCUUAUUAUAUUUGUUUUGACAAGUAUCCUUGUCGCAACUAUAUUAAAAACGGCUAUAUUCAAGCAUAGUGACUGGAGUGUUCUUUUUGUAUGGCACUUCCUCUUUGGUAUUUCCCUUCUUUUCUAGAGUUUGUUUAUAACAACUUUUUUCACUAAAGCUAGAAUUGGUAAUAUAGCUGCUAUGCUCUUUUUCUUGUUUCAAUAUAUGAUUUAGUUCGUUUUGGAUAGUAGCUCAGUUCCUAGUGAAAGUACUAGACUAAGUACAUCUAUCUUUUCUCAUACAGGCACUACAUAUUCUUGUGAUGUAUUUCUUUUAGUUGAAGGAUAAGAGAAAGGUAUUUCUUGGGAUAACCUAACAUUACUAGUGAAUAAUUAUAGAAUCAGCACUAAUUUAUGGAUGGAUGCUAUCAAUAUACUCAUAUUCUUUGUCCUAUCUGUAUAUUUUGAUUUAGUCUUCCCUAAUGACUUUGGAAAAAAAUUGCAUCCACUAUUUUUUAUCUAGUGGAUUUGGAAGAAAAAAUAAACAAAAGAAUAAUAAAAGAAGAUUCUACUUGAUAAAAUGAAUGACGAAGAAGAAUACAUCAAUUUUGAUAAUAACAUUGAAGAUGUAGCCAAAAACUUAAAGGACUAAGAAGAGUUAAAUCAAGUUGUCUCCCUUAAAAAUAUAAGGAAGGUUUAUCCCUCAGGAAAGAAGGCUGUUAACGGGUUAAGCUUUACUAUGUACAAUGGAUAGAUUUUUGCACUUUUGGGUCAUAACGGUGCUGGUAAGACAUCUACUAUUUCAAUGUUAACAGGAAUGUAUGAAAUGACAGAUGGUGAAGCAGUGGCUUUAGGAAAAGAUGUUGAAAGUUAAAUGGAAGAAAUUAGAACCUUCAUGGGUGUUUGUCCUCAAUAUGAUAUUUUAUUUGAUGAUUUAACUGUAAAAGAGCACCUUGAGCUUUUUGCUGUUUUCAAAGGAAUGUCUGAUAGUAAAAAAAUAGAAGAAGAAGUUAAAAAGCAUAUUGAAGAUGUAGAUUUGCAAGAAAAAACAAACGAAUUAUCCAAAAAUCUUUCUGGAGGAUAAAGAAGAAGAUUAAGUGUUGCAAUAGCUUUUAUUGGAGGCAGUAAAUUGAUUUAUUUAGAUGAACCAACAAGCGGUAUGGAUACUUCAGCAAGAAGACACAUUUGGGAUAUGCUAAAACGUUACAAAAGUGAUAAAGUUAUUUGCUUAACAACUCACUUCAUGGAUGAAGCUGAUUAUUUAGGUGAUAGAAUUGGUAUAAUGGCUGAUGGAUAAAUUGUUUGUCUUGGUCGUCCUCUUUUCUUAAAAAAUAAAUUUGGUACAGGUUAUAACUUAACAUUAGUUAAAAAGAAUCCUACUGACAGCUCAUAGCCUAUCAAAGAAUUUGUGAAAUAGUAUAUCUAGGAUGUCAAAAUUCUGUCUGAUGUCUCAGCAGAAGUGUGUUUCCAAUUGCAAAAUGAAUAAAUCAGCAGUUUCCCAGAGUUAUUUAAGAACUUAGAUUCUUAGUUGGAUGCCUUGAACAUCUAGUCUUAUGGUAUUUCUAUUACAACACUUGAAGAAGUAUUCUUAAGAGUUGCCCAUCUUAAAGAAGAGAAAAAAUUACUUGAAAAAAAGAAAAAAGAAGAAGAAGAAAGGAUAAAAAAUGGGAAUGAUAAAAACAAAUCUGAUUUAGGCUCUUAGAGUUAGAUUGCUGAAUUAGAAGAUAGUUUUGACUUAAACAAAGUUAGAGUUACAAAAAAAUUUGAGCUUUUUAAAAUACAUAUGUGGGCUAUGUUUGUAAAAAGAGCUAUUUACUUCAAGAGGGAUAUCAGAUCUCUUCUUUGUGAAGUUAUUCUUCCAUGUUUGGUCAUAGUAUUUGGUUUGAGUUUAACUCUAAUUAAAUUCAUUGACGAAUCUCCUGCUGUUAGCUUUUCUCCAUCAGACUUUCCUAAUCCUUUAAACGAAGUAGUUUCCAAAUCUCCUUCUGUACCAGACAAUAUUGCAGACUCAAUCUACAGCUCAUUUGCAAGCUAUUAGUCAUAUAAUUUUGAAAAAGACUACGCAUCUAUCACUACACCUGAUGCUUGGGACUAAUAAGUAUUUUCUGAAAAAACUACUACUUCUGUUGGGGCAUAUUUCAUAACUUAAGUUUCUAGCAAUUAAGUAUCAUAUGUUUCUUAGGUAAAUAGCAUAUAUAGAGACGGAGCCCCAUUUGUUAUAAACUAAAUGAAUGUUGCAGCAAUAAAUUACUAGCUUAAAUAAUUAAAUAAACCUACCAUUUCAAUUCAAGUUAUUUCUGACCCAUUCUUAAAUACUUAUGAAAUAAACAACUUCGAAGGUUCUGCUAGUGGAUUAGUGGCAAGCUUUAUAUAUUCAAUUGGUUUAGCGUUUAUUCCUGCUUCUAUUAUAACAUUCACUGUUAAAGAGCGUACAGAUAAAAUAAAACAUCAAUAACUUGUUAGUGGUGUUAGUAUUUUUAGUUACUGGCUUAGCAACUACUUGAUUGAUUUUGUAAAGCACAUUGUUCCAGCAAUCUUUUCUUAUCUUAUGAUAUAUGCAUACAAUAUCAAAGGUUUUAAUGACAGCGAUAGUAUAGGAGUUCUUGUUAUGCUAUUGUUUUUAUAUGGAUGGAGUGUUAUUCCAUUUACUUAUGUCUCUGGAUUCCUUUUUGCAGAUUAUGGUAAUGCACAAGUUGCUGCCUUCUUUAUUAAUUUCUUCUGCGGAGGUAUAAUCCCAUUAAUUAUCGCUAUUUUAAGAAUAAUUGACUCAACUAGAAACGCAGGUAUAUAUGUUGGCUGGAUUUUAAGAAUUAUUCCAUCUUUUAGUUUUGGAUAUGGCGUUUUGAAUAUCGGUAAUAGGAGUUUAUAUGCCUUCUCUGAUAGCGGAUCUAAAACUGUUUAAUCUGCCUACGCCUGGAAUAUUGCUGGUGGAGAUUUGCUUAUGAUGUUCUUAGAAGGUUUCUUGUAUUUCAUAUUAGUAUUCAUAAUUGAAUAUGCUUCUCAUAUUAGUAGCUUUACUUAGUUAAUGAGCCAUGAAAAUUCUGUUCCCUACGUUCCAAAAUAAUAUGAUGACGACGUUUAAAAAGAAAUCGAUGAAGUUGAGAAAUCUACACCAUCUGACUAUGUUGUCAGGGUAAAUAAACUUAGAAAAGUUUUUGUACCUUCAAAAGAUCGUAUAAAGGUAGCAGUUGAUUAAGUUUCAUUUGGAAUUUCUAAUGGUGAGUGCUUCACAUUAUUAGGAGUAAAUGGAGCUGGUAAAACUACAACUUUUAAAAUUCUUUCAGGUGAAAUUAAUUAAACUUCUGGAGACUGUCAUAUUAACGGAUUUGAUGUUAAGACUUAACUAGCUUAAGCUCGUAACUAUAUUGGCUAUUGUCCUCAAUUCGAUGCUCUUAUUGAAAAUCUAACAGCAAGAGAACAUCUAGAGCUUUACGCUGCGAUUAAAGGUAUCCCUAAAGAUCUUAGAGAUCGUUUAAUCACAUAAAAAAUUAAGGAAUUGGAUUUAACUGAAUUCGAACACAAAUUGGCUGGUACUUACAGUGGAGGAAAUAAGCGUAAAUUAUCUGUGGCAAUAGCUAUGCUUGGUAAUCCCCCUACUGUUUUCUUAGAUGAGCCCUCUACUGGUAUGGAUCCAGCUGCUAGACGUUUUAUGUGGAGUGUUAUAUCCAGAAUAUCAACAAAACGUAAAACCUCAAGUGUCAUUCUUACUACUCACUCUAUGGAAGAAGCUGAAGCUUUAUCGACUCGUAUUGCUAUUUAAGUAGAAGGUAUUCUUAAAUGCAUAGGUACAGUUUAGUAGAUUAAAGAUAAAUUUGGUGAAGGUUACGAAGUUGAAAUCAAGCUGAAUGUACCUUCAGAUGAAUAAACGAUUGAAUAUAUCUAAUCAUUUGGUGUUGAAAAGGAGCAUAUUUCAUCAAAUAUUCACAUGAAAGACCUUGGCUUUUUCCUUGAAAAGAUGAAAGCAACUCAUUUAAAGGCUUAAAUCUAACCUGAUAAGGAAGGUUCAUAACUUUAUUCAAGACUUAACUCAACAUUUGGAGUUAGUUUAGUAUCACUAGCACAAUAUAUUAUUCUUGAAAAUCUUGGUGAGUAAAUCAAAAAAUACAUUAAAGAACAAUUAGGUGAUUUUAGUGUUAUUGAACAUUUCGAUGAUUUCUAUCGUUUUAGAAUCGAGGCAUCUAUCUCUAUUGGUAAGAUGUUUGAAGCAUUCGAACAAAAUAAAUCAAGACUUUCUAUUUAAAACUACUCAGUUAAGUAAGCAACCAUAGAAUAAAUUUUCAAUUUAUUUGCUACUAACUAGAUUCCUCUAAAUUACCAAAAGAAGUAAAAAAAUCCUAAGCAAGAAUAGUUGGAAUAACAACAUAAACCAAAACAAGAAAUUCAAAUGAUCAAUAUUCCUGAUUUAAAUGAAUAAACUCCGAUUAAGUAUUUAGUGAAUGAUGAGUCUAUUCCUUAAUCUUAAGGAAGUGAUAAAUCAAAGAUCAUUUAAAUCAGAAAUAUAGAGCAUAAGAAUUAAAACAGAUAAUGGUGA